This is a messenger RNA of Scleropages formosus (Asian bonytongue), 804 nucleotides long. RefSeq lists its product as uncharacterized. The transcript is spliced from 3 exons. The record is from RefSeq and is a predicted model, not a curated record. Lineage: Eukaryota; Metazoa; Chordata; Actinopteri; Osteoglossiformes; Osteoglossidae. Gene Ontology annotation, biological process: response to bacterium. Bases 13 to 804 code for a protein of 263 amino acids.
CUUCUCACCAAAAUGAUGAGACUCUGUGUAACUUUCACACUUCUCAGUAAUGUGUUUUUGACAGAAACUAAUAAUCUUGUUCAACCAAGUGCUUUGUUAGAAGUUCACCUUGGGGACAAUGUGACGUUGGAAUGUUCAUUUCCUGAAGAAGAAACUAAUUACAUUCAUUAUAUGUAUUGGUUCAAAUUUAUUAUUGGACAGACACCUCAACUUAUAGCAGCAUCGCAUAAAUAUACGGAAGAAGCUACAUUGUCCGAAAAUUUUAAUUCUGGACGUUUCAAAGUAAAGUUGGGCACAGGAAUCAAUCAUUUGAUAAUCUCAAGGACAGAAUCAUCUGAUUCAGCAAUGUAUUAUUGUGCAACAAGGUCAGAUUAUACAAUACAAUUUGGACCUGGAACCUUGCUAAGGAUAAAGGGCUCUAAGAAACAGCAGUCCAGCAGCAGGACUGUGGUGCAGCAGGUGGUGUCAGACCCAGUGCAUCCAGGAGACUCGGUGACUCUGCAGUGUACAGUAGACAGUGACACCUGUGCAGGAGAACACAGUGUUUACUGGUUCAGACACGGCUCAGGAGAAUCCCUUCCGGGACUCAUUUACACCCAUGGAAACAGGAGCGAUGAGUGUGAGAAGAGCCCUGAGGCUGGGUCUCCUACACACAGCUGUGUCUACAGCCUCCCCAAGAGGAACCUCAGCCGCUCUGAUGCUGGGAUUUACUACUGUGCUGUGGUCACAUGUGGGGACAUACUGUUUGGAGAUGGGACACAGCUGGAAUUUCAAGGUCCUUUUUUUGAUAAAUGUGCUAAAUGA